This is a messenger RNA of Apis florea (little honeybee), 694 nucleotides long. RefSeq lists its product as uncharacterized. Gene Ontology annotation, molecular function: DNA-binding transcription factor activity, RNA polymerase II-specific; RNA polymerase II cis-regulatory region sequence-specific DNA binding. The record is from RefSeq and is a predicted model, not a curated record. Gene Ontology annotation, biological process: regulation of transcription by RNA polymerase II. NCBI's taxonomy places the organism in Eukaryota, Metazoa, Arthropoda, Insecta, Hymenoptera, Apidae. Gene Ontology annotation, cellular component: nucleus.
AUCUUUAUUGGAUUUCGCUUAAAUGGACUACACACAGUAUCCCGAGUUUAGUCAUAGGCUUGUGGAGGAUUACGAAGGUUACAGUUGCGCGCGAAACGGCAACGUGUCGGUAUCACAGGAGCCGACGACGAAGGAGAGCAGCGCGAAGUUACCUUCGCAGCCGGGCCAGAACAAUCAUCGGGAGGAGAGCAGCUGGUGGGCGGCGGAGGAGGGCGGGGGUCAAGAGAUAAGGGAGCGCGAUAAGGGUGCAGCGGUGGCGGGUGAGCUGGCUUGCCUCGCGGGUUACAUGGCGGGGUACUUGAAGGCGGCGGGCGCCACUUGCGCCCCGACCGGUAGUCCUCAGUACCAUCCCCACAGUCAUCCGGCGAUGGGGGUUGGUACUCAUCCGCAUCCGCACUCUCACCCGCACCCGGGCGCGCCGCAUCCCGGCCUGCCCUCGCCUUUCGCCCUCGCCACUCACGGCCAUCCUCAUCCUCAUCCCUUGGAGCACGGCCUCGCAGCGUUUCCCCAAGGGAUGAACCAGCGGAAACAGCGUAGAGAGAGGACAACUUUCACCAGAGCGCAAUUAGACGUGUUGGAAGGAUUGUUCACGAAAACGAGGUAUCCGGACAUCUUCAUGCGGGAGGAAGUUGCCUUGAAAAUUAAUCUGCCGGAAUCACGAGUUCAGAAUAGAUGGAUUAUCCGACUCGUUUGA